Linum trigynum is the source of this 1680-nucleotide messenger RNA. The record is from the annotation of a GenBank genome assembly. Lineage: Eukaryota; Viridiplantae; Streptophyta; Magnoliopsida; Malpighiales; Linaceae.
GUGUAAUUACAAAUUAUUUUAGAGUUGAGUUCGACUUGAACUUCUCAUUUUAACGAUGAGUUGAAUAGGUUUUAAUACUUGAAGCCAAUUUCACCUUGACUCAACUUAGCUUGCUUGUUACAUAUGAGCUGAAAUCACAAGUUCAACUUGUUCAUUAACGAGCAAAAUCAAACAAGAUAAAAUCUCGAUUCCACUCAUUAACAUUCCAUAAUCAAAUUUGGGGGGUUUAGAAAUUAGAAGUCGGUUUGUUUGGAAAAUAAUCCAAAUAAUCAUUUUGGUUAAUUACACCGGUACAGUAACUAACUCUGGCGGUAAAUAUAACAAAAUAUCCUCAUAUCCAGAAGCGCGCCACCAAACCUAAGGCUCUCUAGCCGCCACGUGUCCCUCCCACCUUUUUAAACCCUCCUCCUUCCCCAAUAAAUCCCCUGUUUCCUCCUCUCCCUUAUCUCCCCCAUUACCAUCUCAAACAAACCCAAAGGCCAAAACCUUCCCCCAAAUCGAUUCCCCCAGAAGAAGAAGGAAAAAAAAAAAAUGUCGACCGACAAGCCGCUGGAAGUGGUGACGGGCCUGGACGUCCCGCGGUACAUGGGCCGGUGGUACGAAAUCGCCUCCAUCCCCAACUUCUUCCAGCCCAAGAACGGCGAGAACACACGUGCGACCUACACGCUGCAGGAAGACGGCGCCACCGUCGGCGUGCUGAACGAGACGUGGAGCGGCGGGAAGCGGAGCUACAUCGAAGGCACGGCGUACAAGGCCGAUCCGAAAAGCGACGAGGCGAAGCUGAAGGUGAAGUUCUACGUCCCGCCUUUCCUGCCGAUCAUCCCCGUGACAGGGGACUACUGGGUUCUGUACCUCGACGAUGAGUACCAGUACGUUUUGGUCGGCGAGCCUAGGAGAAAGGAUCUUUGGAUACUGUGCAGGACGACUCAAAUGGAACCGGAGGUUUACGAUAUUCUGCUGGAGAAGGCGACGGAGCAAGGGUACGACGUCAGCAAGCUCCACAAGACUCCUCAAGCCGAUCCUCCUCCUCCGGAUGCAGGGGAAGGACCUGAGGACAAGAAGGGACUCUGGUGGUUCAAAUCCCUCAUAGGGAAAUAGCUAGCUACUCAAAAAUGAAACUUUGCCAACAUGGGUUUCUAAUCUUUAUGCGCUAGGAUUGCUAAAGUUUGUGGCUUUUUGCCUGAAAUAGCGAAAUUCCCCCAUUAGUAUGUGUGGGGAAAAAUAGCCAUGUAUGCUCUGUUUCUUCUGGUUCGGUGUCUCACCUGAAGAGGAAGAAGAACUCUAGGGAAGUUCCAUUUCUGUCAAUAUCUAUGGUGCGGUGUAAAUGGUCUUUGUCACUAGUGUGUGUGGUUCGUUGUGGCAAGUGGUUGGUUUAGUCGACUGAGUGUCCAAAAUCCAAAUGACAUUUCUAUGUUAUGGUUUUGGCAAUUUGGCUAGUGGCUAUUGGGUUACCAUCGGUAUCUUUCGAGCACCUGUAUUGAGUCUUUGUACUGUACAAAUAUGGGGACAUGCUCUGCAACUCGCAGACCUACGAUAUAGAUUUUGAUUUCGCAGAACUCACGAUCUGUCUGUGGCAGAGGAGAAUUGUCACACGAAAGGAUCUGAGAUUUCAUAUCAUGCGAUUUCUAAUUGACGGUUUCUUUGAUCAUGCAUUUGAGCGCAUAAAUUGCAUUUGAAGAA